Molecule: messenger RNA, 1923 nt
Organism: Carassius carassius (crucian carp)
Lineage: Eukaryota; Metazoa; Chordata; Actinopteri; Cypriniformes; Cyprinidae
Gene: odad3
Product: outer dynein arm docking complex subunit 3
Exons: 13
Coding region: 140-1777 (545 amino acids)
Biological process (GO): outer dynein arm assembly; cilium movement
Cellular component (GO): cilium
Source: RefSeq, a predicted model, not a curated record
GUUAGAGUACGUAACUUACUUAAUAUUAAUGAGCCAGCAAGUUCAGUUACUAGGCAACCAGCUGAAAACACAAACGAGGCUCUUGUGGGCAAGGAGGUAGUGGACAAAGAAAGCCAAUUAUAAAACACCAAAUUAAUAAAUGUUCAUAAUGCCCGGCACGUCUGUCUCAGAGGACAUCGAGCCCCCUACCCAUGAUGAAAUGUCGGAUCUCCAAAGAAAAAUUCAUCUUCUGAAUGGAGACUAUUCGAUAGCGCAUAUUGAAAACUCUCAGUCUGUCAAGAACAUAGAAACUAUCAUGCAGCUGAGACUUGAGAAUGCAAACCUGCACAAGAAACAGCCUGAGGGUGAUGAACAAGUUAUCAAGGAUGUUAUUCAAGGCCAUGGGAUGGAGAAAGAAUCAUUCAGGAACAUGUCUGUGAAGGCAGCUCAGACGGCGCUGAAGAAGCAGGUAUGUGAUAAAAUGAAGAAGCAGAAUGCUAUGAAGCACACCACUCAGACACAGAUGCUGCGUUUAGAGGACCUGAAGUUUCUAGUACUGAAGCCACAGAACAGUAGCCCUCUGCCUGACACCCAGAAAGGAGAGGAGGAAAAGAAACUGCGCAUUCUAGAAAACAGUUUGGAGAAAUCACAGCUGAAAUACCACGAAGCAGUGCACAUAACGCGAGGAUACAACAAGCUGAAGGAGCACCUACAGGAAGAGAGUCUUACAUUUCAACCACAGCUGGACAGGAUGGAGACAGAGGUCUAUUGGCAGACACAAGUACUCAAAGACCUACAGGUCAUGAACAACAAUGUUCUCCUCUUCAAGGAUACAGCCAAGGCUGAGCUCCAGCUUCAGGAGGAGCAGGUGUUCAGAGAGCGCAGAGAAAGAGAAAAAAUCCUCUUCCGCUACAAGAAGCAGGCGGAAGAGAGGAUGGCUCAGGCAGAGAGGAUGAAGAGACGACCUCAGUGGGCGCCCAUGAACCCUGAUGAGCUAAGCAGUGAGGCCCCGCGAAGUCCCACCACAGUAGAAGAAGAAGAAGAAGAAUCUAUCUCUACUUUUGAGGAAGCUUUCCAGCACGCCAAAGAGGCCACUGGAGUCACAGACUCACAGGAAAUAGUGGACAGGUUUAUCUCUCAGGGACAAACACAGGAACAUUUGGAGAAGAUGAAGGCAGAAAAUGAGAGAAUGCUGCUUGAACUGAAGGAAGAGAAGAAUACAUCACAGACUCAGUUUCAGGAUGUAAAAUACUCACGAGAAACUGAAUUCUCAAGUGUCCGACAGAUGCUGCAGGACUGUGAGCAUGACCUGCAGCAGGAGCAGCAGCAUUGUGAUGCAGCUAAAGAUGGCCUGGACAGACUCACACAAGCACUAAACACUGUCAAAGCAGGAGUGCAGCAGCUUAGUGACAAACUACAGCACAUACCACUGAUGAAGGAUACAGUACAACGGCUGCCUUUAGACUCAGAAGAACACAAGCUGCAGCUGAUGUCUGAGGCUGAGCAGAAACUGAUGCUGCUAAAGGAGGAACUACAGGGCAAAGAUCUGGCAAUCAUCAUGAAGGAGUUGGAGGAAGAAGAGUUCCAUGCCAGAAUAGCAGGGAAACUACCCCAGAGCAACACUCGCAUUCAGCUGCCUGAGGCCCAGAAACAGGACUUUUCUGAUGAUGAGGAGGACAGCGGCGUUGAUGACGGUGAUGUCACCAACCGUGUCACACUGAAGCACCAAUCGCAGUCAAUCAUUGAUGCAAACACCAGAAGGAAGACUCGCAUCAAAAAGAGGAAAGGCCAACUCUGAUCUGAUCCAGUCACAGGAGAGUUAUUAAACAUCUGACAGAGUUUAAAACAUGAUCAGCUGUAGCCACACAUUUCCUAAAAGCUUUAUCUCCAUUUAACAUGUCUGUGAAUUCACGUUUAAGAAAAUAAAUGAAUUACUGAGCAGAU